UUUAAAUUUAUCUGAAGUAAUAUGUUUGCAUAUCGCUUUACUAAUUUUGCAGUUCACCCUCAAUUACUAUUACCGAGAGCAAUAUUUGCAACGCACACGCCAUUGUGUCCGACUUCAAAAACAAAGCCUCCUGCAGGCAAAGGCGCUGUUUGCCCAGGCUCAGGGGGCAAGGGCGGGGCGGCUGUAAGUGGCGGCAGUAAAGGUCCAGGCUUGAAACGCCAAGAAUUUUCUGCCAAGGUGAGGUUUGGCUUUAUACCCGAAGAAUGGUUUCUAUUCUUCCAUUCAAAGACAGGCGUUUCGGGCCCUUAUGUAUUCGGAAUCGUUGUAGCGAACUACUUAUUGAGCAAGGAAAUUUUUAUCAUGGAGCAUGAGUAUUACAGUGGACUAUCUUGGGUCCUAGUUUUAUAUCUCGUAGCCACCAAGAUGGGGCCAGGUAUUGGUGCCUCUUUAGACAAAGAUGUAGAUGCAAUAGUUGCCGAAUUCGAAAGUAGUAGAAAAGCUGAAACUGCUAGCUACGAGACAACCAUAAAAGAUGCCAAGGAUGCUCAGAUGAGAGCGGAAGGACAGAAAUUACUGAUGGAUGCUAAAAAGGAGAACGUGGCUAUGCAACUUGAAGCGGCGUAUCGGGAGCGGUUCAUGCUCGUAUACAAAACAGUUAGAGGUCGUAUGGACUACCACGUCAAACGAUAUCAAUCCGAGGCUCGAAUACAUCAAAAGUGGAUGAUUGGUUGGAUAUUAGAAAACGUGAUGAAAUCUAUAACCCCGGACUUCGAAAAGCAGGCACUAGAAAGUGCUAUUCGAGACUUAGCUGCAGCCGCCAGUCGUGCGAAGUAAUAUACAUAGAUGUUCUGGUUUAUGUAUUAUUUUUAUUUUCAACAACGAA
Messenger RNA from Ostrinia furnacalis (Asian corn borer), 883 nucleotides. RefSeq names its product ATP synthase subunit b, mitochondrial. The transcript has a single exon. Gene Ontology annotation, biological process: proton motive force-driven ATP synthesis. Lineage: Eukaryota; Metazoa; Arthropoda; Insecta; Lepidoptera; Crambidae. Gene Ontology annotation, molecular function: proton-transporting ATP synthase activity, rotational mechanism. Bases 22 to 834 code for a protein of 270 amino acids. The record is from RefSeq and is a predicted model, not a curated record.